GCUGAACACACUCUCCCCCGACUCUGCUGCUACCUGACUCCUGUUAUUCUCUUUGGUUCCAAUGUCCACACCAGCAUACUAGACUACCAUUUAUAAUGAAGCAAUGUGUUGGACAUACUAGACUACCAUUUAUAAUGAAGCAAUGUGUUGGACAUGCAUUCUAAGUAAGUGGUAUGCAAGCGUGGACUUUGGAACAUAGUCCCUAUCACUCCCCCUCCAUCUCUCCUCUGCUCCUCUCUUCACAUUGAUGUCUCCCUCUAGAUGGUACUACUCAUUUUCAUGACCUACUGUCCCUUUGUACUGUGGAAUCCCAAGGCUCUCUCUCUAUACGUCUAACUUAACCGGCUACCUCGUCUGCCCUGUAUAGAGUGAUGGUGAUGAGGUUUCUCACAUGUUGUUACCCUUCAUCAUUGACCCAAACACUGUUUCUUAUUGCACUGGGCGAGAGAUCUUUCAGUAUUAGUGGAGGGAAUGGGGCAAAGACAAGUCAAGCCAUAGAUGAAUGUGUGGCCAUAGCCUAAAGGGAAUCCCCCCAGUAGCUGCAUUUUGGUUGUAGUAGAAAUAAGCUAAUGUGAAAAAGCCUGAAAUCCAGACCUGUUCUGUACUAACAUUCCACUCCUUGUACUUUGUCAUAUGCCAAAAAUUAUGUUUGGCAUGACAUGAAGUAGAAUAUUAGCACAAACAGACUGGUAUCCAGACUAGAGAAAGCCAGGAUCCUCUUACUAGUACCCAGGAUAGAGAAAGCCAGGAUCCUCUUACUAGUACCCAGGAUAGAGAAAGCCAGGAUCCUCUUACUAGUACCCAGGCUAGAGAAAGCCAGGAUCCUCUUACUAGUACCCAGGAUAGAGAAAGCCAGGAUCCUCUUACUAGUACCCAGGCUAGAGAAAGCCAGGAUCCUCUUACUAGUACCCAGACUAGAGAAAGCCAGGAUCCUCUUACUAGUACCCAGGCUAGAGAAAGCCAGGAUCCUCUUACUAGUACCCAGGAUAGAGAAAUCCAGGAUCCUCUUACUAGUACCCAGGAUAGAGAAAGCCAGUAUCCUCUUACUAGUACCCAGGCUAGAGAAAGCCAGGAUCAUCUUACUAGUACCCAGGCUAGAGAAAACCAGGAUCCUCUUACUAGUACCCAGGCUAGAGAAAGCCAGGAUCCUCUUACUAGUACCCAGGAUAGAGAAAGCCAGGAUCCUCUUACUAGUACCCAGGAUAGAGAAAGCCAUGAUAGAGAAAGCCAGGAUCCUCUUACUGGUACCCAGGAUAGAGAAAGCCAGGAUAGAGAAAGCCAGGAUCCUCUUACUAGUACCCAGGAUAGAGAAAGCCAGGAUCAUCUUACUAGUAGCCAGGAUAGAGAAAGCCAGGAUCCUCUUACUGGUACCCAGGAUAGAGAAAGCCAGGAUAGAGAAAGCCAGGAUCCUCUUACUAGUACCCAGGAUAGAGAAAGCCAGGAUAGAGAAACCCAGGAUAGAGAAACCCAGGAUAGAGAAAGCAAGGAUAGAGAAAGCCAGGAUCCUCUUACUAGUACCCAGGAUAGAGAAAUACAGGAUCCUCUUACUAGUACCCAGGAUAGAGAAAGCCAGGAUCCUCUUACUAGUACCCAGGCUAGAGAAAGCCAGGAUCAUCUUACUAGUACCCAGGCUAGAGAAAGCCAGGAUCCUCUUACUAGUACCCAGGCUAGAGAAAGCCAGGAUCCUCUUACUAGUACCCAGGAUAGAGAAAGCCAGGAUCCUCUUACUAGUACCCAGGAUAGAGAAAGGCAGGAUAGAGGAAGCCAGGAUCAUCUUACUUGUACCCAGGAUAGAGAAAGCCAGGAUAGAGAAAGCCAGGAUCCUCUUACUGGUACCCAGGAUAGAUAAAGCCAGGAUAGAGAAAGCCAGGAUAGAGAAAGCCAGGAUCCUCUUACUAGUACCCAGGAUAGAGAAAGCCAGGAUAGAGAAACCCAGGAUAGAGAAAGCCAGGAUAGAGAAAGCCAGGAUUCUCUUACUGUUUUCUGUUUAAGCUGCUAUUCUGUGUUUUCUUAUAUUCUUCUGUAUCUUUACUUUUCAUUUCAUUUUCUUUGUAAAAUAAAGAGGACAUAUAUAUUCAGUAAACUGAAAUUGAUCUUUACAAUCACUGUGAUUAUAUUAACACAAUUUCUGCAAAAGAAAAUACAAUUUGAUUUAGCUUGAAUAUGUUUUUAUAUUUCUUUUUAGAUUCCCCCCAACCAAUGAGAUGUUUUAAGGUUCUUUCAGUGUGGUUGCAAUAAACACUGUUGUAAAUACGUGAAUAAACCUCUUUCUAAUAUAUUACACCUA
Oncorhynchus keta (chum salmon) is the source of this 2287-nucleotide messenger RNA. RefSeq lists its product as uncharacterized. Bases 1215 to 1991 code for a protein of 258 amino acids. NCBI's taxonomy places the organism in Eukaryota, Metazoa, Chordata, Actinopteri, Salmoniformes, Salmonidae. The transcript is spliced from 2 exons. The record is from RefSeq and is a predicted model, not a curated record.